UCCAGGCACUUGCGGCUUGUCUGCAGCGGUAGGAGAGAAGAGACGAAAGAGAGAACCUCACCUCCUCAAACAGCGAGUGAGGUAGGGGGAGAAAGGAGACAGAAAGCGUGAGAGAGAGAGAGAAAGAAAGAGAGAAAGAGAAGCGAAGAGGCUGUGGAGUAAAGGAAAGACAACAGCGGCUUGGACCUCCAGCAAGGAGUGUUUCAUUCUCUGCGCUCUACCGCAAAGUGUCCAAUUUCCACACCGAUUCGACAUGUCAUCGUCCGGUAAAGACAACAGCGGGGCCCAACAUGCCAAUUACGUGGGACCUUACCGUUUGGAGAAGACUCUGGGGAAAGGACAGACAGGGUUGGUCAAGCUGGGGAUCCACUGUGUAACAUGCCAGAAAGUCGCCAUAAAGAUUGUCAACCGUGAGAAACUCAGUGAGUCGGUACUAAUGAAGGUGGAGCGAGAAAUAGCUAUCCUGAAGCUUAUAGAACACCCGCAUGUUUUAAAGCUACAUGAUGUCUACGAAAAUAAAAAAUACUUGUACCUUGUGCUAGAACAUGUGUCUGGGGGUGAGCUGUUUGACUACUUGGUGAAGAAAGGCAGGUUAACACCUAAAGAGGCCAGGAAAUUCUUCAGACAAAUCAUGUCUGCACUGGAUUUCUGCCACAGUCAUUCCAUAUGCCACAGGGAUCUGAAGCCUGAGAACCUGUUGCUCGACGAAAAGAACAACAUCAGGAUAGCAGACUUCGGCAUGGCCUCCCUUCAGGUCGGAGACAGUCUGCUGGAAACCAGCUGCGGAUCUCCACAUUACGCCUGUCCAGAGGUCAUCAGGGGGGAGAAGUACGACGGGAGGAAAGCAGACGUCUGGAGCUGUGGGGUCAUUCUCUUUGCCCUGUUGGUGGGGGCCCUGCCGUUUGAUGACGACAACCUGAGGAAUCUGCUAGAGAAAGUGAAGUUGGGAGUUUUUCACAUGCCACACUUCAUCCCUCCAGACUGUCAGAACCUCCUCCGUGGCAUGAUUGAAGUGGAUGCCACCAAAAGACUAACGUUAGAACAGAUCCAGAAGCACACAUGGUACAUAGCGGGGAAGAACGAACCAGAGCCAGAGCAGCCGGUACCCAGGAAGGUGACCAUCCGCAGCCUCCCUUCUGCAGACGACAUUGACCCCGACGUACUGGACAGCAUGCACUCGCUCGGCUGCUUCAGAGACAAAAACAAACUGCUGAAAGACCUGCUCUCAGAUGAUGACAACCAAGAAAAGAUGAUCUACUUCCUGUUACUGGACCGUAAGGAAAGGUAUCCCAGUCAGGAGGACCAGAACCUACCCCCCCGCAAUGAGAUUGAUCCCCCAAAGAAACGCGUGGACUCCCCCAUGUUGAACCGCCAUGGCAAGAGGAGACCGGAGAGGAAGUCCAUGGAGGUCCUCAGUGUCACAGACGGGGGCUCCCCCGUCCCGGCGAGGAGGGCCAUCGACAUGACGCAGCACGGACAGAGGUACGCGUGGAGGUCUCGGUCUAUUAGUGGUGCCUCCUCUGGCCUCUCUACCAGCCCCCUCAGCAGCCCCCGGGUCACCCCUCACCCGUCCCCCCGAGGUAGCCCCCUCCCCACUCCCAAGGGCACCCCGGUGCACACUCCCAAGGACAGCCCGGCCGGGACCCCCACCCCCACGCCGCCCCCCAGCCCUUCCAUCGGAGGCAUGCCUUGGAGGACCCGCCUCAACUCCAUCAAAAACAGCUUCCUGGGCUCCCCACGCUUCCACCGCAGGAAACUUCAAGUUCCCACACAAGAGGAAAUGUCCAGCCUCACACCAGAGUCUUCCCCCGAACUUGCCAAAAAAUCCUGGUUUGGUAACUUCAUCAACCUGGAGAAAGAAGAGCAGAUAUUCAUUGUCAUCAAAGACAAGCCUCUGAGCUCCAUCAAGGCCGACAUUGUUCAGGCCUUUCUCUCGAUCCCCAGCCUGAGCCACAGUGUGAUCUCCCAGACCAGUUUCCGAGCAGAAUACAAGUCCACAGCCGGCCCGACAGUCUUCCAGAAGCCGGUCAAAUUCCAGGUGGAUAUCACCUACACGGAGAGCACUGCUGCCACGAAGGAGAACGGCAUCUACUCUGUCACCUUCACCCUGCUCUCAGGUCAGAACGCGCCCUGUCACCACCAAGUUUUGUCACCCUCGUUUUCCGUACCAGCUAAUCCUGCUUCCAGUGGGGCCCGGUGCACCCGGAAUAGGUCAGAGCUCACAUCCAGGGAGUAAAGUAUGAAUCUAAAGAAGGCUACUUUGCUU
This is a messenger RNA of Pungitius pungitius (ninespine stickleback), 2266 nucleotides long. It is a transcript of the gene brsk2a, whose product is annotated as BR serine/threonine kinase 2a. Gene Ontology annotation, molecular function: protein serine/threonine kinase activity; tau-protein kinase activity; ATP binding. The transcript has 17 exons. Lineage: Eukaryota; Metazoa; Chordata; Actinopteri; Perciformes; Gasterosteidae. Gene Ontology annotation, biological process: microtubule cytoskeleton organization; protein phosphorylation; intracellular signal transduction. The record is from RefSeq and is a predicted model, not a curated record. Gene Ontology annotation, cellular component: cytoplasm. Bases 254 to 2236 code for a protein of 660 amino acids.